Messenger RNA from Homarus americanus (American lobster), 1723 nucleotides. RefSeq names its product DNA repair endonuclease XPF-like (gene mei-9). Gene Ontology annotation, biological process: nucleotide-excision repair involved in interstrand cross-link repair; double-strand break repair via homologous recombination; resolution of meiotic recombination intermediates. The record is from RefSeq and is a predicted model, not a curated record. NCBI's taxonomy places the organism in Eukaryota, Metazoa, Arthropoda, Malacostraca, Decapoda, Nephropidae. Gene Ontology annotation, cellular component: nucleotide-excision repair factor 1 complex. Gene Ontology annotation, molecular function: single-stranded DNA binding; damaged DNA binding; single-stranded DNA endonuclease activity.
UUUUGGAAGGCAGUUCGUUAACCAAAAUUUCGUUAACCGAGGCGUUCGUUAAACGAGGGGUCACUGUAUCUCGUUUUGGCAAAUUUUGUUUUUUCAUGUGAAAUUUGAGACCUAAAAUUGGUACAUUAAGGCAGGCGAGGCGAUGAGGACCUGGUAAACACUAUGUUAGGAGUUGAUAACACUGUUCACACAAUGGCUUUCGGCAAACUUUCAGGCCAAAAAUGUAUCAGGUUUUGUGUGAGGGUUAGGUUAUGUUAGGUUGGGUUAGUUUAUAUUAGGUUAUGUGUUUUUAGUGUUUUCCCUCAACUUUAAAGCCCUGCCCACUCUUGUGGGAUUUAGUAUUCUUUGGGAAAAGGGCCCAUAUAUCUCUGAAACUACAAAUUUCCCCCUCGAAAAUACCGUAAUAUCACCACUGAACACAACAUAAUAGAAAAAUGGUCUGGAAAAAACGAAUGUUUAUGCUAAAAUCAUCUGCUGGUGUUAUUUGGAUUAUUGCCCAAAACUUAUUACUUACCUAAAAAAUACUGUACUGUAUAGCAAAUCAGGUGGAGGAAUAACACUUUUCUUAUUCAGGUUCUGGACCUUCUUGAAUUGAAUUUAUUGAAUAAAAAUUCAUGCAGUAUAUUACAUGACUAUGCAUACAUAUAAUGUACGUACAAAUAUUUACAAAGGAUAACACAAAGUACAGUGUGGUAUUAUAUUAAUACAGUACCUGUACUGUACGUAUUCCCAAUAUGGUCUUCAAGACAUAGUUCAAAAUGACUGCUGGCAGCAAGGUGAAAGAAAAUAAGAUACAACAAGACAAAGUUAAAAUUUAGUUAGAAACAUACUGUAUUUUGAUUUUGAACAUCUUGCACUUUCCAUAUAAAUGAUUUUACCUGUAGUACAUGAUUUUUAAAAACAUCUUUUGUUUGACAUUGUUCGACUGAAAGUGGUAGAUCAUUCCAUAGACAAAUACUGUACCAGUACUGUAUGCACAAUUAAUCAACCUAAGAACAUUACAUAGUUUACUGUAUGCACCGUCGGUCAGUAAUAUACUGUUUGAUUUUGUUGGUGUUUAUUGUCUCAAUACAGAAGGCACCAAUACCUGAAAUGUACAGAACAGGAAUUAACACACAUAGGCUACACCAUCUCACACAUAUACUAGUACACACACUCCAAUGACUAUACCCUUGGAACAGUACACAUAGCAUUCAGCUUUUUAUUUAGCUAAAUAUGCAUACUGUUCUGUAUAUGGUAUAUACCACUAAUGAAGUAACAGUCAGGUGUUGCAGAUUGGAAGAGCUAUUUCAAAAUGUUGGAAUAUGAGAACCAGAUGUUGCUGGAUCUUCUGCAUGAAGAUGGUCUCCUCGUGGCAGCCAAAGGACUUGGACUUGAGAGAAUUCUUGAAAGCUUGAUCACUACCUACAAUGACCCGGGUAAUUUGGUCAUUGUAGUUGGCACCACAUCACGAGAAGAAGAGUAUAUAUUAUCACAGUUAGAGGGUCAGGGAGUAAACCCCCUGCCACGUUGUAUUACUGCUGACUGUUCUGUGAGUGAGAGAUCACAGAUUUACCAUCAGGGUGGGGUGCUGUUUGUUACAUCAAGAAUCAUGGUGAUGGAUGUGUUGAUGGAGCGUAUUCCAGUUGACCUUAUUACUGGUGUGAUUGUCUGGAAAGCUCACAAAAUCCUGGAGUCCUGCCAGGAAGCCUUCACCCUUAGGUUAUAUCGGCAGAAAAACAAU